Callorhinus ursinus (northern fur seal) is the source of this 1993-nucleotide messenger RNA. The record is from RefSeq and is a predicted model, not a curated record. NCBI's taxonomy places the organism in Eukaryota, Metazoa, Chordata, Mammalia, Carnivora, Otariidae.
AAGCGAAAUCCCAAGGUUGCACGCCGUUUCCUCCGGCUUUCUCCACCUCCGGAUACACCCUACCUGAUCUGGGGUCGAAAAGCGUGCAGCCGGGCAGGAUGGGCAGGAGAGCAGAGCCGCGGGGUCUGCAGAGCGAGUGAAGAGCUGUUAGCAGGUCCCGGUGUGCCACGCGGAGCCACGCGGGGGCGGUGGGCGCGCAGACCCGGCGUCCGACCGCGCGGACCGCAGAGCCCCAGCCUGAGAGCGCGUCGCCUUCUCCCGCGAGGUCGCCAGCGCUGGGCCCGAGCUUCCACCAACGGCACCCAGAGCCUGGCGUCCUCUCCAAUGUUUCAGAAGUCACGCCCGGCGCUGCUGCAGCCUCAAGAUGUCGGAGACAGGGUGGAGACGCUUAUGUUGCAUCCGGUGAUCAAGGCUUUCCUGUGUGGCUCCAUCAGUGGGACCUGCUCCACCCUCCUUUUCCAACCCCUGGAUCUCCUCAAAACGCGUCUGCAGACUCUUCAGCCCUCAGCCCAUGGAUCCGGACGCAUUGGGAUGCUGGCUCUGCUCUUGAAGGUGGUUCGCACGGAGAGUAUUCUGGGCCUUUGGAAAGGCAUGUCCCCUUCCAUUGUGAGGUGUGUCCCUGGCAUUGGCAUCUACUUCGGCACUCUCUACUCCUUGAAGCAGUACUUCCUGCGAGGCCACCCCCCCACGGCCCUGGAGUCGGUCAUCCUGGGAGUGGGCUCUCGUUCGGUUGCAGGGGUCUGCAUGUCACCCAUCACUGUGAUCAAGACACGUUACGAGAGUGGGAGGUACGGGUAUGAGAGCAUCUAUGCAGCCCUGAGGAGCAUCUAUCGCAGCGAGGGGCAUCGGGGACUCUUCAGCGGCCUGACGGCAACACUCCUUCGUGACGCACCCUUUUCUGGAAUUUACCUGAUGUUCUACAACCAGACCAAAAACAUCAUGACCCAUGACCAGUUGGAUGCAGUCCUUAUUCCUGCUGUAAAUUUCAGCUGUGGGAUCUUUGCUGGCAUUCUGGCCUCCCUGGUGACUCAGCCUGCGGAUGUCAUCAAAACUCAUAUGCAGCUCUCCCCAAUGAAGUUUCGGUGGAUUGGCCAGGCAGUGACACUCAUUUUCAAAUUCAUCGUCACCUUGGAUCCAUUAUUCAUAGUUUUGGCAUUAUCUAUAAAAAUCCAAAACCCGAGGCUCACAAAUGGGGAUUAUGGGCUGCGUGGCUUCUUCCAAGGCGGCGUUCCCCGGGCCCUCCGCAGAGCUCUGAUGGCAGCCAUGGCGUGGACUGUGUAUGAAGAAAUGAUGGCCCAGAUGGGCCUGAAGUCCUGACUGAGAGGGACUGGGAAAAGACGGGCUCUGUUGCCCUGUUGACCUCCCUGGCUCUUGCCAAGGGCUGCUUUGUCUCACUGUCCUGGAGUUAUGAAAGCCAGGCAGAUGUGUCCCCUUUCGUUACCCAGUUGGAAUAGAGAGUAGAUGGGCCUGACUCAAGCCUUCAGAAUCUCCCCAAAGAGGAGUUACUGAUGCCUACGGCACACGGGGAGUUAGAAGAAUGGCUUGCACAUCCUGCUAGACCACUUGAAAAGGCAUUUCUGGAAAGAGCUCUGUCAGGUGCUUCUGCCACCCACCGAUGCUAGGCUGCCUGUUUGGAUCUGUUCUUGGGCAAGGCAUCGCACAGCCAGAGUUGCUGUGGCUGAAGAGCUCCAGCGGGGGAAGCCAGGUCCACGGAGAGAGGGCUUAUUGUCACCCACCAGGCUGUAGUCUGUGUCUGGGAUGCUGGUAGGAUGAAGAAGAAAAGAUGUCAUUACUUAAUUGGCUACUAAUCCCCUUCUCAGAGGCCCUGAAGAAGUGGGGAGAGUGGCUUCUUAGCAUGUAAGUGUCCAAAUAACGAAUUUUGUUUUUGGCCUCUGCACUGUUUCAAUUCCAAAUUGUUCUGGCAUUUUCUUGCAGCUAAAGUUUGCAUAAAUAAAAGUGAAGCACUUUAUCAUUGAAAACUGGAAAACCUAAA